AUGGAAGAAGCUAAAAGAGAUGAAGAAGAAUCAAAACAGCAACAGAUAUGGAGUUGGGGGGCAGGAACGGAGGGGCAGCUAGGCACAGGCAAGCUUGAAGAUGAGUAUCUCCCUCAACUCCUUCAUCUUCCUAUCCUCUCUUCCACUGGACGCAUUUCCACUCUUGCCUGCGGCGGUGCUCAUGUUAUUGCCUUGACGUCUGGUGGGAGAGUGUUCAGCUGGGGCAGGGGCACUACUGGUCAGCUAGGCCAUGGAGAGAUGCUCAAUAGCUUACACCCAAAGCCCGUUACUUCCUUGCAGAGCUAUUUCAUUACUCAUGUCUCUGCUGGAUGGAGCCAUUCUGGGUUUGUUUCAGAUAUCGGGUGUCUUUUUACUUGCGGGGAUGGCUCAUUUGGUCAGCUUGGGCAUGGGGAUUACAUGGCACAGAGUACUCCGGUUAAAGUCAACUACUUUGCUGAUAAGUUUGUUAUUCAGAUUGCAUGUGCCUUGCGCCAUUCGCUUGUCUUGCUUAGAGGAGAUCAAGUUUAUGGUUUUGGUUCUGGAAAGCGUGGUCAACUGGGUAUCUCCAGAGAUAAAAUCAAAUCAGUUAAUCUUCCUCAAGUUACUUGUGGAUUGGAAGAUGUUGAAAUUGUCAGCAUAAAUGCAAAUGGAGAUCACAGUGCUGCAAUAUCUGCUGAUGGUCAUCUAUACACUUGGGGAAGGGGUUUCACUGGUGCCUCAGAUGCUAACUUUCCUCAGCUUUCACUUUCAUCUUUGCGGUGCACUGAAGCUGCUCUUGGAUGGAAUCACAUCUUGCUAUUGACAGGUGAUGGAGAACUAUUUAUGUUUGGUGGCAAUUACCAUGGGGCUCUUUGUGAUCUUGAGAAAAUGAGUGCAGUGAAGCAUCUUUCUGAUUCAUCUGGAGCAGUUUUGAAUAAAGUAAGUGGUCUUGAUGGGGUGAAAGUUAUGAAGAUUGCAGCUGGAGCUGAGCACUCUGCUAUAGUGACAGUGGAUGGAGCAAUAAAGACAUGGGGUUGGGGUGAACACGGUCAACUUGGCUUGGGGAAUACAGAUGAUCAAACUAUCCCUCAAACAGUCAGUCUAGGUCCUGAUAUUCAAAAUGAAGAAGCCUUCUUCAACGUUUACUGUGGUAGUGGGUUUACAUUUGCAAUCAGUCCUCAUGAGGUUCUGUCAACGGUUGAGUAUCGUUCACAGGGUAGCGUAGAGUUUGUUGUUAGAUCUCAAUCAUCCAACUCAGUUACGUACAGUGUGGAGAAACCUGAGACUACGUACAGUGCACGUAUGCCAAAUGAGAAAUCACAGAUUUACUUUAAUACAGAAACCAUAUUGUAA
Molecule: messenger RNA, 1332 nt
Organism: Dovyalis caffra
Lineage: Eukaryota; Viridiplantae; Streptophyta; Magnoliopsida; Malpighiales; Salicaceae
Source: the annotation of a GenBank genome assembly